AUGCCGCCACCUGGCCCGAUCGCAGCACUCCGGGACCGCGUAUCUUCCAUUUUGUUUGAUUUUAAGGAUGCCACAGAGGUACUGGCCGAAGAGGAGGCGCACCUGGGUCGGCGCUCUGGCCAGGCGCUCUACAGAGCGCUCGUUGCACUUGAACAAGCCCAGGGGGCGUUUCUUCGCACAAGCGAACGAACACUGGCCUAUUGUACCGCUUGGAGCGGUUUGGCUCGUGCGCUGCGCGCGCUUGCCGAACCCUUGUCGGCCGGUGACCUGGUACCACUCGCGUUUCGGGUUGAGCACGAGGAGCGUGUUGUCGCGCAGUUACAAACUGGAGGUGCUUGCGGCGCAACUGCCGAGUCCAUAGAGCGCACAGCGAACCGGUUGCGCAACCGGUUGCGCUCACUUCGGGGAGAACUGGACACCGUGGUCGUGCAGGAGUCGCUUUCGUCGCGGAAAGCACAGUACCGACGCGCGCGAGACAACUAUCGCAAACAGCAGGAUGAGGCGGCGUUGGAGGUCUGGCGUGAGGCCAGCCUCGAGUUGCAGACAGCCGCAGUGCGAGCGGUGCAGCGCUUCAGCGAUGCUGUCGAUGAGGUUGUUAGUAUGGUCGCACGCUCCACUUAUCAUAUUGGACGCAUGCUAUCCGAAGAGUGGCGGGAGGCCGCCGCUGCCGUUGUUGGUCUGGACGAGGUUUUUGCAGAGGAAGCCUCUGAGGCAGCGGAUGCCGCGUUUGCACCGGUGUCUGCAGUGAGGCAUGUCGAGGACACUACGAACGCGGAUGCGCCAGUGGAAGCGCCGAAGGCGCCAGGGCAGUCGUCAGCGACCGCUGCCGACGAGCGUCUCUCCGCCAGCGCGCCUGUUUCUGCAUCCGUGCUGCCCAGGAGCAGCACCGGGCCUACCGGUGACGAGCCGGAUACCGGGGCGGCUUUCACGCUUUACGACGAGCUCGAUGCAACAUUUGACGCUUAUUCGAAGGAGGAACCACAAGAACCAGCAUCAUCAUCAUCAUCAUCACCGCAGCAAUGA
Molecule: messenger RNA, 1023 nt
Organism: Cyanidioschyzon merolae strain 10D
Lineage: Eukaryota; Rhodophyta; Bangiophyceae; Cyanidiales; Cyanidiaceae
Exons: 1
Coding region: 1-1023 (340 amino acids)
Source: RefSeq, a predicted model, not a curated record